Molecule: messenger RNA, 1164 nt
Organism: Ophidiomyces ophidiicola
Lineage: Eukaryota; Fungi; Ascomycota; Eurotiomycetes; Onygenales; Onygenaceae
Gene: BNA3
Product: arylformamidase
Exons: 8
Coding region: 1-1164 (387 amino acids)
Biological process (GO): biosynthetic process
Cellular component (GO): cytoplasm; mitochondrion
Molecular function (GO): pyridoxal phosphate binding; L-kynurenine:2-oxoglutarate transaminase activity
Source: RefSeq, a predicted model, not a curated record
AUGGGCCAAGGAUUCUUCGGAUAUAAUCCUCCCAAACUCAUACUAGAUGCAGCAAAAAGCGAGCUGGACAACGUUGUGUCCAAUCAAUAUGCUCCAACACGAGGAAAUCCACGUUUGAAAAAAGCGAUUGCUGAAGCAUAUUCUCCUUUUUUUGAAAAGCGGAUUGACCCUGAAACCGAGGUUGUGAUAACAAGCGGAGCAAAUGAAGGUAUGCUCAGCGCAUUUAUGGGGUUUGUAGAACCUGGAGAUGAGGUUAUUAUUUUCGAACCCUUUUUCGACCAAUACAUUAGCAAUAUUGAAAUGCCAGGAGGUACUAUUAAAUAUGUGCCUUUGCACCCACCUAAAGAGGGGGCAGUCAGGAAGACGCGGGCCUCCGAAUGGUCUAUUGAUUUUCAGGAACUAGAAAAGGCAUUUAACGAAAAGACUCGGAUGAUAGUUAUCAAUACCCCGCAUAAUCCUGUUGGCAAAAUCUUAUCUCUUGAAGAAUUAGAAAAAAUUGCGCUUCUUUGCGUCAAAUAUAACACAAUAAUUGUUUCAGAUGAAGUCUACGACCGUCUCUACUAUGCACCAUUCCCUCGCAUUGCGACUCUUUCGCCGCAGAUUGCUGAAAGGACUCUUACCGUGGGAUCUGUAGGCAAGAAUUUCUACGCUACAGGGUGGCGUGUAGGGUACCUCAUUGGUCCUGAACACUUGAUCAAAUAUGUCGCCGCUGCCCAUACUAGAAUUUGUUAUAGCAGCGUUGCUCCUCUUCAAGCUGCCGCUGCGAUUGGAUUUGAGAAAGCUGACCAGGUUGGUUUCUGGGACCAAAGCCGGCAAGAAAUGCGUGGAAAAAUCGAUCGGUUCUGUGAGGUACUGGAUGAACUUGGCAUUCCUUACACCGAUCCGGAUGGUGGAUACUUUGUCCUUGCAAAUAUGGCCGCCGUGAAGCUUCCGGAAAGCUACCCAUUCCCGCCACACAUUGCAGGCAGGCCUCGUGAUUUUAAGCUAUUUUGGUUCUUAGCAAUGGAGUUUGGUGUAGGCACAAUCCCGCCCACUGAAUUUUACACCGAUGCCAAUGCCUACAUCGGAGAGGACUGGAUCCGCUUUGCGAUCUGCAAACCAGACGAGGAUUUAGAAGAAGCCAAAACACGCCUACGUGGAUUGCAGAAAUACAUGGUUAAAUAA